Molecule: messenger RNA, 2524 nt
Organism: Liolophura sinensis
Lineage: Eukaryota; Metazoa; Mollusca; Polyplacophora; Chitonida; Chitonidae
Product: adenosine deaminase AGSA-like
Exons: 9
Coding region: 60-1760 (566 amino acids)
Biological process (GO): inosine biosynthetic process; adenosine catabolic process
Molecular function (GO): adenosine deaminase activity
Source: RefSeq, a predicted model, not a curated record
UACACAGCGAAAUUCAUCAUCGUGUUUAAGGCAUUUCUCUUUUUUAUUCCUUUUUAAACAUGUGGCUGAUCAGAUUGUAUUUGUUUUUGAUUUACAUACAACUCACGUACUGCAAGGCCGUGCCAAAAUCAUUAACGAAAGAAGAAUUCUUAGCAGAGAGAAAAGAGGCACAUUGGCAUGAGCAAGUGAUAAGUGCCGGUGGUGACAUUCACCUUUCGCCAAAGGAGCAGUAUGUGGAUAAGUUACUUCUGGACCUAAAGGCAGCAGAUUUUGAAGAUGCCAGAUUAGGAAAGAAACCCUUUCUUCCAAGUCUUCACUUCUUUGAGGCCAAACCACUCAUUGAUAAUAGCAGUAUAUUUCACAUAAUAAAGGACAUACCAAAAGGAGCCGUUCUUCACAUUCAUGACACAGCAAUGGUGAGCUUAGACUGGGUGGUAAAGAAUGUCACAUACCGUGACAACUUAUAUAUGUGUGUUCCAGCCAAUAACAAUGAGAGGGUAGAGUAUUUAUUUGCUGAUCGGCUGCCCAAUGCCACAGAUCAGUGCUCGUGGGAGCUAGUCAGAAAUCGUCGAGAGAAUUCAACAGACGUCGAAGAGUUUGAUGAAUGGCUAAAACGCCAAAUGUCGUUAUUGCGAGAUGAUUUAGCCAGUACAAACCCGACCCAAGACGACAUAUGGAAGCAGUUUACGUCUUGUUUCUCCGUCAUGAAUGGAAUGGUUUACUAUCCUCCAGUGGUUCGGGAUUACUUCCGCCGAGCCUUGCAGGAGUUCCACGAUGACAACGUUCAAUAUAUUGAAGUUAGAAUCCUGUUGAAGGAGACGUACAAUCUUGAUGGAACCAAGAAUGACUUUCUGUACCUUUUGGAAAUGUAUAGAAAUGUCUCAGAAGAGUUCAAAAGAGACAAUCCUACGUCGUCCGGAGCAAAGGUCAUCAUAACGGGCAUCAGGAAUUUCAACAAUAGCGUGAUUCGGACAUUAAUUAAGCAGGUUACGCAGUUCAGACAAAGGUUUCCAGACUUCAUCGUCGGGUUUGAUCUUGUCAGCCAGGAAGAUCGUGGUAAACCACUGUUAUAUUAUCUGGAUGAGCUGAUAGCACCGAACGCACAUGAUCCUUCUACGUUACCAUACAUCUUCCAUGCAGGAGAAACAGUGUGGCAGGGCACUGUCGUUGACGAAAACAUCAUCGACGCCAUUUUGCUAGGUACUAAAAGACUUGGACAUGGAUUUGCGAUUUCUAAACACCCUUGGGGAUUGGAAGAGGUCAAAAAGAGAGACAUAGCAAUCGAAGUUAACCCUAUAUCAAAUCAGGUGCUGGGCUUGGUGAAGGACUUGCGCAACCACCCGGUGAGCUUCCUCCUGGCGCAGAAUUAUCCCAUUGUUAUCAGCCCUGACGAUCCGCCUAUGUGGGGAGCCAAAGGCCUGUCAUAUGACUUCUUCGAGGCCUUUAUGGGGCUGACAGGAGCAAAAACUGGACUUGCUUUCUUGAAGAAAAUGGCGAGGAAUUCACUAGAGUACAGCUCACUGUCCACUGAGGAGAAGAAAAUGGCACUGGAUGUUUGGGAAGUCAAGUGGAACACAUUCAUCGACAACACAGUAGGCAAUGUGACGAUAAACGUGACAGAACCUGCUAGUACAUCAAACCCGACAAACAGGAAUGGCACAAAUGACUCUGCGACAUUUGGCCUUCAUCGGACGUUGAUAUUCCUCAUCUGUUUGUUAUCUCUAAAUAUGUGGUCCAGUUUUGUGCAGAAGCCAUGCUAAUCGCCAUAAUGCAUAUAUCAGUAUUUACGCACGCCUCAACUAGAACUGUUGCUAUGCUUUCCCAUUUAUCAGAUUAUUACAUAGUAUUGUCGAGAGGGCUGUCUUCAACAUUGAAAUGGACGUACUGUAUAUAUACGAAGCUUGAUGAAAACAUACACGGAAUAGCCCCUGAAAAGUUUUUAUUGAAAAAACAUUCAACCUUAACUGAAAUGACAAAUUGAAAUCAGCAACAUAAAUUCGACACAACUGAGAUAUUUAAGCAAGAUAAACUACAUUCAUCUCACAAAUACUAUGAUUUCAUUAUCUGUUUUCGGCUUUGCCUCAACCGAUUUUGAUUUACACACGUGGUUAUACAUGUAAACGAUUUUUUAGAAAUCAAACCUGAUUUAAUGUAUACGUUUGUCAUUUAUUAUACUGUUGACAACGAAACAUGCUAUGUGCUGAUGUUUUGAAAACUCAGUCUUAUUGUAAACGUGGGGUCGUUUAUUAAUAAUUGAUCAAAUCUCAACUUGUAUAGCUAUUAGAGGUAUGUAAUGUAAACCAUUAUCACAUCAGGGUCAGUGAAUCGUUACAUGUAUAUGGAUUUACUGCUCUAUCGUAAAUGUGUUAGUGUAACCAGAGUAUUGUUUAUAUAUGGUGUUGGGUGUCUUUGGUGUGUUGUACCGUAUAGGCUUGUAAACUACAUACUCAAAUAAAUUGGUCUCUGCUUUCAUUUUAUCAUGCUAGUGAGAUGUAAAGUUGACAAAUAUGAAUAAAAUAUUAAU